UCAACUUUAGCGCACCUAAUCACCACCCAACUAGACUGAAAAGCCUCCUGGUUUAUGACGUCCUUUAAAAUAUUCAAAACAAAAAAGGCACGUCACUCUGAAGGUGGAACAUACAUUUUGGUAAUAUGCAUAUAACUCUUCGCAAGGCACGACGUGCUAAAAGAAGAUAAGAUCUUGGAAUGAGGCUAUUACUGGACAGUAGCCAGUCAGGAGAUAUGGCCUUCAAUUUAAGGCAGUACCACUAAAAAGGAUGCAAGCUACUAGCGGACAAAACAUUUUCAAGGCUCAAUGAGGAGUGCGCCGUAUCAUUUGCCAUCGCAGAUAAAACAAAAUAAUUAUUUAAUACAGCAGUUUGUUUCCCAGCAAAGAACAAAACAAAUCAAAGACUACUCGAUCGGCCGUUGAAGAUGUCCCUCAUUGAGAUUAAUCCUUUUUCAUUGCUGGCAACGACCGUCACAUCUGUUUUAUCUGUGCUCCUGCUUUUGGCCGUAUCCCGACAAUUAUGGACACUUCGCUGGACUCUGACACGGGACAGGACCUCUGUGCUGCCUCUUCCGAAGGGAUCGAUGGGAUGGCCUCUUUUUGGGGAAACCUUCCACUGGCUGCUUGAGGGUUCAACUUUUCACAUCUCUCGGAGAGGAAGAUACGGAAACGUUUUCAAGACCCACCUUUUAGGCAAGCCUGUAAUUCGUGUCACAGGAGCCGACAACAUCCGGAAAAUACUACUGGGAGAACACAAAUUAGUGAGCACCCAGUGGCCCCUAAGUACCCGCAUCAUCCUCGGCCCUCACACACUUAUAAACUCAGUAGGGGAGCAUCAUAAAAGGAAACGAAAAAUAUUCGCGACAGUUUUCAGCCAGGCAGCUCUGGAGAGUUACAUUCCUCGCAUCCAAGAAGUUGUCCGCUCAGAAGUGGCAAGGUGGUGUUCAGUGUGCAAAGCCAUCAAUGUCUACUCUGCGACCAAAGCGCUCACUUUUCGGAUUGCAGUGCGCGUCCUCUUAGGCUUCAACAUUGAGGACGCUCAGUUAACGCAUCUAUCCAAGACUUUUGAGCAACUUAUGGAGAAUUUGUUUUCUCUGCCAUUGGACGUGCCAUUCAGUGGUCUUCGAAAAGGGAUCAAAGCACGAGAUAUACUACACGAAUGUAUGGAGAAUAUCAUUUCUCAAAAGCUGCGUGAGGACCGAUCUGAAACGUAUAGCGAUGCGCUCGAUUACAUGAUGAGUAGCGCCAGAGAAAGCGGUGAAGAACUGAGCAUACAAGAUCUAAAGGAGUCUGCAGUUGAACUCAUUUUUGCAGCUUAUUCUACCACCGCCAGCGCCAGCACAUCUCUUGUCCUCCAGCUUCUCAAAAACCCGUCUGUGGCCGACAAGGCGGCGCAGGAGCUUUCAUCCCAAGGCGUCAUCUGUGCCGAGCACUCUGUACCGAGCAGCGCACUUUCGGAGGCCCAAGUGAUGAAAACGACUAAAUACUUCAAUGAGACGAGUCGCCGGCCGGAACUCAGUUUGGAGAAGCUGGACCGACUACGUUAUCUCGACUGCGUAGUGAAAGAAGUUCUGCGGAUCCUUCCACCUGUUUCGGGAGGUUACAGGACAGCACUUCAGACCUUUGAACUGGACGGCUAUCAGAUACCAAAAGGUUGGAGCGUGAUGUACAGUAUUCGAGACACUCAAGAGACUGCAGCUGUUUAUCAGAACGCAUCCCUGUUUGAUCCGGAUCGUUUUGGUCCAGAAAGGGACGAAGGCAAAGCUGGACGGUUCAAUUACAUCCCAUUUGGAGGGGGAAUCAGGAGCUGCAUCGGCAAAAAACUAGCCCUCAUUAUCUUAAAAACUCUAGCCGUUGAGCUACUUUCUGAGGCAAAACUGGAGUUGGCUACAGCAACUUUCCCUAAGAUGCAAACAGUCCCUAUUGUGCAUCCUGUUAAUGGACUACACGUUUAUUUUAAUUCCUUGUAUACGGAGGCUGAGAAGUCCGACCAAGCAUAAAGAGACGGUCGUGUGGGUCUUCGUACGACAAGAGAGUACACCUAAUCUAUUGCUGUUAAGUUUUCGCGAGAAAGAAAGCAGUGUAUACUUAAAAUUAAUUUUCUUAUUUAAACUUUAAAUUAUUUUAUAUAUAGUUAAAUAUGACACUUGGAAUGUUGUCUCAUAGUAGUGUCUAGAAAUGUAAAGGACAAUUUCGGUAUGUGUUAAUUUAAUGGCUGUUAGACCGUGGGAAUCAAAUUGUUAGUAAAGUAUUCUGCGCGGUAAAGGUAUACGUCUGUGAACAUCACCGUUUGAAAGGUUCUUGACUUAUGCAAAAUGUUUAAUAAAACAACGUGACCAAAAAUAAUGAUUAAAUGUAUUAUACGGCUAUAGCUUUUAUGGAGUGCAGAAUGCCUGAAUGUAAACGAAUAGUGUUUGCAUUGGUGUCUUCCAGCUCCCAGAAUGCACGGAGACUUACCUUCUUCGGUGAUCCUGUUUUGAAGAAUAGAAUUAUUAUUUAAAACUAUUAGCAAUGAAAACGUUAGUCUGACAGUUUCAUGAAAUUUGAAAUAAUGAAAGCAUAGAGAAGCAAAAUAUUUUCGAGUAUAUCUUAUAUGGCACUUUUUACCGGUACUGUUUAGGGUUUUUUAACAAAAUGGGACAAAAAAAUGUAGAUUCGUGCAGAAUACCCGGCUUUUCCAAGUGUGUAAAUCCCUAAUUUUUUUUUUUCCUUCUGUUGCAUAUCUUGCUUUAAACCGAGUCCUGGAGUAUUCUCUGUGAUGGCCUGGCGCCCACUCCACGGAUGUCCCCUGCUUUGUGUCCGAUAUUCUCAGAAUAUAUCUUGGCUCCCCGCAUCACAGGAAUUUCUUCAAUAAAUAGAAAGAUAAUCUGUUUAAUGGUGGAUUAAUAUCGUUUUGCUAUAUUUAUGUAAAAGAUUUAAGCAAAUAAAAAUUGUCCGCUGUUUUCGAGAAGCAGAUCUCCGACAAUCGCUUCAAGUCUGUGGUAGGUGAUGUAUAUUUCUGGUAAAUGACAUAGUAUAAGUAAUAAAAAAAGGUUAUGCUCUUAUUUAAGAGCGACU
Molecule: messenger RNA, 3039 nt
Organism: Polypterus senegalus (gray bichir)
Lineage: Eukaryota; Metazoa; Chordata; Cladistia; Polypteriformes; Polypteridae
Gene: cyp26c1
Product: cytochrome P450 26C1
Exons: 7
Coding region: 408-1982 (524 amino acids)
Biological process (GO): sterol metabolic process
Molecular function (GO): heme binding; iron ion binding; monooxygenase activity
Source: RefSeq, a predicted model, not a curated record